AUGCUACGGUUUCUACUACAAGGUUCCGGGUCCGCUCAGCGAGCUUUCAACAUGAUGAAUGCGCCAUCAUCAGGCGCCUUGCAAGGUGCUUGGCGACGCCUCUAUACGACGCAGCGCAACAUUUUUCGACGGAGCUCGGCCCAAUCUAGCGGCUCACGCCGUUUUGCUACAACGCUUCACCCAUUGCGGCCCAUAGGCUUGCAAGCGGCAGCAUCUGAAUGGGCGCCGGCAUCGAGGAGAGGUUUUCGCUUCUCCGCUUGGAGGCACAACAACACGAACGGGGAACAGCCACAGCCCCUGUCACUUACCAAACGGCUAAAAAAGCUGUUCAAGGAUUACGGCAAGUCGGCUAUUGGCGUGUACCUUGCUCUCAGUGUCCUUGACUUUCCCUUUUGCUUCCUGUUGGUGCGCAUCGUAGGUACCGACACGAUAGGUCGAAUUGAGCACGCCGUUGUAUCCACCGUUUCGAAAUUCAUUCCAGAAUCAAUUCGGCAAAAGUGGCGCGAUUACUGGCAAUCGGUCAAGAAGACGGAAAAUGAUACUCUUGGCAAUGGAGAUGUUAGCGAAACUGUGGAGAUGAUGAGCUGGGGCGUCGAAACGGCACAGGAGCACCACAACGAAGCAGCGAGUCUCGGGACACAGUUGGCUCUUGCGUACGCCAUUCACAAGAGCUUCAUCUUCGUGCGAGUCCCCUUGACAGCAGCGCUUACGCCCAAGAUUGUCAAGAAGCUUCGUUCAUGGGGCUGGAACAUCGGGAAAAAAGCGUAA
Messenger RNA from Beauveria bassiana ARSEF 2860, 768 nucleotides. Its product is annotated as protein N-acetyltransferase NAT2. The record is from RefSeq and is a predicted model, not a curated record. The coding region runs from base 1 to 768 and encodes 255 amino acids. Gene Ontology annotation, cellular component: mitochondrion. Lineage: Eukaryota; Fungi; Ascomycota; Sordariomycetes; Hypocreales; Cordycipitaceae. The transcript has 3 exons.